GGUAAUCCAUGUUAUGAUCGCGAAACGUUAGCACCGCAGCGAUGUGUGCCCGACUUCAUCAAUGCUGCGUUUAACCUCGAAGUUGAGGUGACGAACACAUGCGGUGUCAAACAUCCGACAAAGUUCUGUGUACAGUCGGGUCAUUCAGCUGCGCGGAGUGUCUGUGACACUUGCGAUGCAAGGCAUCCGGCCUUUGAGCAUCCAGCGCGAUAUUUAACAGAUUUUAAUAAUGCCAAUAAUGAAACGUGGUGGCAGUCAGAGACUAUGAAUGAGGAUAUGCAGUAUCCAAAUAGCGUUAAUCUAACACUCACUCUUGGUAAAACCUUUGAUAUUACUUAUGUCCGGCUAAAAUUUAUCUCACCUCGACCGGAAUCCUUUGCUAUAUAUAAGAAAACAUCAUUAGAUGAUGAAUGGGUACCGUGGCAAUACUAUUCCGGUUCCUGUCGCGCUACCUACGGCCUUCCGGACAAGGCUCCUAUUCUUCCUGGUAAUGAAGCUGUUGCUCAAUGUACUAAGGAGUUUUCUGAUAUAUCGCCCAUAACUGGUGGAAAUAUCGCGUUUUCAACACUUGAGGGUAUGCAGAUUGUAUUUGCUAUUUGUUAG
Cylicostephanus goldi is the source of this 603-nucleotide messenger RNA. The record is from the annotation of a GenBank genome assembly. NCBI's taxonomy places the organism in Eukaryota, Metazoa, Nematoda, Chromadorea, Rhabditida, Strongylidae.